This is a messenger RNA of Arachis stenosperma, 1826 nucleotides long. RefSeq names its product protein BRASSINAZOLE-RESISTANT 1-like. Gene Ontology annotation, biological process: DNA-templated transcription; brassinosteroid mediated signaling pathway. The transcript has 2 exons. Lineage: Eukaryota; Viridiplantae; Streptophyta; Magnoliopsida; Fabales; Fabaceae. The coding region runs from base 431 to 1378 and encodes 315 amino acids. The record is from RefSeq and is a predicted model, not a curated record. Gene Ontology annotation, molecular function: DNA-binding transcription factor activity.
UGAAACGAGCUCAUGAUUCUCAGUGUGACAGCACGCACACUAACACGCACCCCCACCCCCAUUCUCUCUCAAUUUCAGCUUUAUGAGAUUCUUCAUGCUUCUUCUCUUCUUCUUCUACUACUACUACUAUUUCUUAUUCACACAUACCCCAUAGUAAAACCACCACCAUCACCACAACCAUAACCAGCUAUAGCAAGAUGAAGAAACAAGCACAUUCCUCGUGACUCGUGAAAACCGAAUAACUGAAAAACAAAAAAGUAACAAACCACAGUCACACUCACACACAUAACAACACCACUCUUCACCUUCUUAGACGGGUUUAAAUCCCCUACGACGCACCACACACACACACUCACUCAUACUCACGCAAACGCAGCAACCUCAGAGUUAGUUAGUUGCACGCUUUCUCCGCCGGAGGUAUUUAUAUUAUAUGGCUUCCGACGGUGCUACAUCGGCGGCGACUAGCCGGAGGAAGCCGUCGUGGCGUGAGAGGGAGAACAAUCGGAGGAGAGAGAGGAGGAGGAGAGCUAUAGCGGCCAAGAUCUACGCUGGUUUGCGAGCUCAGGGGAACUAUAACUUGCCGAAACACUCUGAUAACAACGAGGUGCUUAAAGCUCUCUGUGCUGAAGCUGGUUGGGCCGUUGAAGAAGACGGAACCACGUAUCGCAAGGGCUGCAAGCCACCGCUGGCCAAUAAUGGUGCAGGCACUUCCUCCAGAAACACACCUUUCUCUUCACAGAAUCCUAGUCCUCUGUCUUCAUCUUUUCCAAGUCCAAUUCCUUCCUACCAAGUCAGUCCUACUUCCUCCUCUUUCCCGAGUCCUUUCCGUUUGGAUGGAGAGAACACAUCGAACCUCAUUCCAUACCUUCGUAAUGCUAUUCCUGCAUCCCUCCCUCCUCUACGGAUAUCAAAUAGUGCCCCUGUGACACCACCACUCUCAUCGCCAACUUCAAGAAAUCCUAAACCGAUUCCCACAUGGGAAGCUAUUGCAAAAGAAUCCAUGUCGUCUUUUAGUUAUCCUUUCUUUGCAGCUUCGGCCCCCGCUAGCCCCACACACAGACAAUUUUACACCCCGGCAACUAUCCCGGAAUGUGACGAGUCGGAUACGUCCUCCACCAUUGAGUCUGGCCAGUGGCUGAAAUUCCAAGCAUUUGGACCCUCUGCAUCGGCGAUGCCAACAUCUCCAACCUUCAAUCUUGUUAACCCUGUAGCGGCUCAGCACUAUGUGCCUGAUAAAGCAAUCCAAGGGCUGAGGAUAAGUUCAGCAGAAGAGUUUGGGGUACAGCCACAGGUAAAGCCUUGGGUCGGAGAAAAAAUUCAUGAGGUAGGAUUGGAUGAUUUGGAGCUUACACUUGGAAGUGGAAAAGCACGGAGCUAAGCUGCUAGUGUGUUGUUACCUCAUAUGGAUUAUGUAAGAAUGAAACUUCAAGAUUCCCUUUGGUGAUUGGUUGUUCAUCCAACUCGGUGCUAAUGGUCAAGUAACAGUUACCUCAUCCAGCUAUGCUGGUGCAAGUAGCAUAACUUAUUUAUUGGAAACUGAAUUAUAUUGGAUGUUAUGGGCAUGCUUUUUAGUAAAAAAGGGUUCAUGGUUCAUGUCUUUCCAUGCCUUGGUAAAACAUAGAUAUUAUGAUUUCACCUCCUCCAUUUAGUUAUUAAGGCAUCAAUCUUUCAGAACGCCUUUGCAGGCAUUAGUUUUAGACGCAGUUGAUGGUUUGGAUGAAAAAUUUCAGGUUCUGUCAAGGUUAUUGUCUUUGUCAAAAAGACUCAAAUUCAGAUUAUUUGUUGAUGUCAUACCUUUAAAUUAUAUUAUUCUUCUUUUUUAGUUA